Messenger RNA from Ilyonectria robusta, 768 nucleotides. RefSeq lists its product as uncharacterized. The record is from RefSeq and is a predicted model, not a curated record. The transcript has 2 exons. The annotation marks the transcript as partial. NCBI's taxonomy places the organism in Eukaryota, Fungi, Ascomycota, Sordariomycetes, Hypocreales, Nectriaceae.
AUGAAGGUUUCUUUCGCUAUGUUGGCGCUUGCCGCCAGCCUCGGCGAGGUCAACGCUACUUGGGGAGGCAACUGGAAGAACGCCAAGAAGUACACCACUCCUGGCAGCUCCAACAACCAGUGCAAGGAUACCCAGAAGAGCGGAUGGAACUGGGACAACUUGUCCGAGGGCAGCUUCAGCAGCUACGAUGGUUUUGACUUUAGCGGCUGGUCCUGCAAGCAAGACCUGAAGAAGCGUAGCCUCGAUGGACGCACUUUCGGCAAGACCAUCUCCGGUAGCUGCGGUUCCAACGCCGCCUCUGCCCCUUCUUUCAGCUGCGGCUCUGGCAGCAAGUCCGUGAGCAGCUUCUCCGUCAAGACUUUCGACAUCAAGACCGAGUUCGACUGCCGCAUGGAGUUCCACUACGAGAUGGGCGAUGGCUCCACCUGCAAGCAGUCCGCCGACUGCUCUUCUCAGGGAACCUCCAUCCACAACACCCAGUGCGGUGGUGCCAAGAAGGUCACCUUCGUCUACCCCGUCCAGGACAAGCCCAAGAGCAACUGUGAGAUCGAGGUCCCCAGCAUCGACUUCGACUGCGACGACUCCGACACCCCCUCUUCCACCAUCCCCUACGGCUCCGAGUCCACCACUGUCCCCUACGGCGAGGACUCCACCACCGUUCCCUACGGCGGCGAGACCACCUCCGAGGCCUUCCCCGGUGAGACCACCUCCAUCCCCGUCGGUCAGGAUACCACCUCUGUGCCCUACGGCGGUGAGGACACCACCACU